CUUCGCCUCCUGCGCCCCCAGAGCAGCGCCCCACGCCAGAUCUGCGCCGGACCAGCCGGCAAGAAAGCCUGGCUGAUUGGCAGCCGGCGGCGGCCAGGAGAGGGGGCGCCGUGCGGGGCCAUGGCAGGCUCCGAGGAGUCCUAGCCCGAGCUCGAGCCGGAGCCAAGCCCACGCUGCCGCCGCCGCCGCCUCUCCGCGCCGGGGCCCCGCCGCCGCCGCAACCCUGCGGGAAAUGGAACAGCGGAACCGGCUCGGCGCCCUCGGAUACCUGCCGCCCCUGCUGCUGCACGGCCUGCUGCUCUUCGUCGCCGACGCUACAUUUACCGAAGUCCCCAAAGAUGUAACCGUACGGGAGGGAGACGAUAUCGAGAUGCCCUGCGCGUUCCGAGCCAGCGGAGCCACCUCAUACUCGCUGGAGAUUCAGUGGUGGUAUCUUAAGGAGCAUCCCCGGGAGCUGUUACACGAACUGGCGCUCAGCGUGCCGGGCGCCCGGAGCAAGGUAACAAAUAAGGACGCAACUAAAAUCAGCACCGUGCGUGUCCAGGGCAAUGACAUCUCACACCGCCUUCGGUUGUCCGCUGUACGACUGCAGGAUGAAGGAGUUUAUGAGUGUCGUGUGUCAGACUUCAGCGACGACGACACUCAGGAACACAAGGCCCAGGCGUUGCUGCGCGUGAUGUCGCGUUUCGCACCGCCCAACAUGCAGGCUGCUGAAGCAGUUUCCCACAUUCAGAGCAGUGGCCCGCGUCGACAAGGAGCCCCAAGCGCUGUCAGCUCCAGCAAUGAAGGCACCGCUGUCCGCACCACCUCUGAACCUGGGCAUGGAGACAAAAACCCACCUCUUGGGAGCCUUCCUGCUAGACCAGAAGUGCCGGAGGCAGCUGCGGCCGCUGCUGCUGCCUCUGCAACCCACACAGCCACUACCACUGCUGCUGCAGCAGCUGCUGCUUCAUCAGCUUCUCCACCAUCGGGCCAGGCUGUCCUUCUGCGCCAGAGGCACGAUUCCGGUACUGGCCCUGGCUAUAGCACGGACCCUCUGCUGUCUCUGCUCUUGUUAGCACUGCAUAAGUUCCUGCACCCACUGCUGGGGCACUGACAAGUCAUAAAACUUCAGCAAGUACUCCAGAGGAUGCUUUGCCACAUGGACAUAGGGACCAAGGGAAGCAUGAAGAAGUCCAUGCAGAAAUAAAUAACUCUUAUUUUUGGGGAAGUAAACAAAUCUAGAAGACAUAAAAUAACGCAUCAAGUUUGCAAAUAGGAUGGAGUGCAGGCUGUGCAGUGUGCAUGGGGCACUGAGUACUCCACAGCAAUGUACAAUGUAUUUUUAUUUCCUUCACAUUCACUCCAAAUCUUCAUUUUGCACGAACUGUUGAGCAGGUACUUUGAGGAUAAUAUGUAAAAAAAUGUUGGGUCAAAGCCUUUCUGACAAAGUAAAAUAUUUUUAGGAGAUUAUUGUGUUUAGAAAUUUUUUUGAAUUUACAUUUUCUUUGGGGGCUUUUCUUUAUUAAAUUAUUUCUUUGGAGACAUUUUGAUUAAAAAGAAACAUCGUAAUUAAAA
Phodopus roborovskii (desert hamster) is the source of this 1557-nucleotide messenger RNA. It is a transcript of the gene Vstm2b, whose product is annotated as V-set and transmembrane domain containing 2B. The record is from RefSeq and is a predicted model, not a curated record. Lineage: Eukaryota; Metazoa; Chordata; Mammalia; Rodentia; Cricetidae. The transcript has 5 exons. The coding region runs from base 233 to 1096 and encodes 287 amino acids.